Molecule: messenger RNA, 1121 nt
Organism: Drosophila albomicans
Lineage: Eukaryota; Metazoa; Arthropoda; Insecta; Diptera; Drosophilidae
Product: protein terminus-like
Exons: 3
Coding region: 75-1121 (348 amino acids)
Source: RefSeq, a predicted model, not a curated record
UUAAGCAGGGUUACAAUGCAGUUUGCCAUAAUUCAACAGGACAUCAGUCAGCCAUCAGCAUUACAUUGUUCAACAUGUCGCGCUUCAGCUUUGAAACUACAAGCAAUGUAAGAACCUUUCGGCAUCAACCGUCCAUCCACCAUCCCCACGUGGAAUGUGCGAGUUGUCACAGUCCCGUUGAGGCAAAUGAGCCAUACAGUCAUCAUUGGUUGUCCGGCGAGGAUGCCCAGCACACCAAACUGGAUCUGGAGAAGAAACUGCUGCUCAGGCAGAUCGAGAAGGAACGCAUUGAAACCUUUAUGAUUUGUGAUGAAACCCAACAAUAUGGUGGCGUUGAAGAAUUUCUACUGCAAGCCGGAACGCAAGCACUGCCGCAGCUGUUGCGCUUCUUGAAAUACAAGGCCAGCGAACUGGUUGUCACUAUGGGCUUCUAUCAUUUCCUGGACAUUGAGGCAACAAUCGACAUGGUCAUCGGUCGGCUCGCUCAGAAGAUUUGCAGCUAUAUGUAUAUGGCGGAAGGAGUUAUGCUGGAUGACUGCGCCAUCAGGCGAAUAAAACUGACUGUCAAACGGCUUAACAAUGGACCAGAAGUGCUACCACUGCAGUAUCGCAUCAAGAACAGUGGUGGUUUCAAGGCCAAGGACAAUAAUAAGAAGCCGGUGAAUUUGUCGCUCCUCAACGAGAGCUAUCUCAACUAUCAUGGAAAACGUUUUGGCAAAUUUCCCGACUCCCUGCAAGUGAAUCUCUAUUGCUUCCAUGUCUGCCCCGAGACCAAAGAACUGAUUGCCGUGCCAUAUUUGAUCAGAAGCGAAGAUGUGAAGAACACACCCACAUUUCUCAUUCAAAACGAUGUGACUGGAAAAUUUCGUGGCAUGUAUGAAGUACGCAAUAUUCGAAGAUUUCUGCGCACGGAACCCAACGAUCGCUUUGUUGAAUGCACCGUUUGUAUGGGGGUAUUCGCGAGUCGUAUGCACUUUGUAUUACAUAAACAAAUGGACUGUGGGAAUGAAGUUGAGGUCUUGCAAAUGGACGGCGAGUCUUUUGAGACAUACGAAAAUUGCAUUACUCUGCCAAAGGAGUUCUUUAAACUCGACUUUAUCGGAAUUCGCCCUAAUUAUUAA